This is a messenger RNA of Microthlaspi erraticum, 1236 nucleotides long. Lineage: Eukaryota; Viridiplantae; Streptophyta; Magnoliopsida; Brassicales; Brassicaceae. The record is from the annotation of a GenBank genome assembly.
AUGUCUUAUAGAAACCCCAAUGUGGAGAAUCCUCAAGACCAAGUGUAUCCUCCAAGGUAUCCACAACAACAAAGACCUCCUUACCAAUCUCAAGGAAGUCAAUUUCAGCCAAGGCAAGGAUAUGAGCAGAGAUCAUCAUAUCCGCCCAAGGAGCCAUAUGCUUCUUCACCAAAUCAAGCUCCUCCAAACCAACAAGGUGGGAGAUUUGAAGGAAUCCUCCAACAGAUCAUGGAUGGCCAGAAGAGAAACACUAAAGAGAUGUAUGAGAAGAUGGACACUUUGUUCAGCAAUCUCAACACCAAGUAUGAUGCUGUUGCCACUCAUGUGAAGAAACUAGAGACUCAAGUCACUCAAACUAUGGAAGCUGUUAAGAGACAGGAAGCUGAAUCCAAGAAGUCCUUUUGCAACUCAGCCGCCAUAGAAGAAAGAUUUGAAGACCAAGUUCCAGAAUGGAUGCUUUCAAAACCUACUGUUGAUUGCAUGAUUUGGCCUGAAGAGAAUUACCCAGAGAGAGAGUCCAAUCGAGCUAGAAAGAGAAGACUCUUCCCAAAGAUUAUCCCCAAGACAGAUAACUCAGGAAAGUUUGUGUGCCUUGUAUCAUCAAAGAUUGGAAAUUGCUCUAUCCCUACUGAUUUCCAGAUUGUGGAAAUGAGAGAGAGUAGCCAUAGACCUCUCAUAUUUGGAACCCCUUUCCUGUCUACUGUGGGUGCCAUAUUUGAUUUCCCCAAUCAAAGAAUCUCUUUCAACAAGGUGAACAAGGGUAUGUUCUUCCCUAUGUGUUCAACAAAGAACUCUUUUGUUGACAUGGUCCAAGAGGAGAAAGUUACUUUGAAGCCACCCCAAGAAGGAGAAACUGAAGAAACAAUCAAGGAAGAUCCCAUUCCUAAGCCCAAGCAGCUUGCCAAACAAGCAAGGAGUAAGACUAAGGCCCCUACACCAAAACCGCCCAAGGGAUCAACCAAGAUUGAAGAUGAGGCCAAGCCAAGAAGGAAGGUUAGAAAACCUAGGUCUGGCCGCAACAUGAAGCUUCUAUUCCCAAAGGAGCUUAUUGAUGAGAAUCUAGAAGGAUUCAAGGAGAAAGUGACAAGAACUCUAAAGCUUUUUCCUAAGGCAGUAGUGCCAAGGGACAUUCAUGGAGAGAUUGUCUAUCCAGCUGUGAAUCACCCACCAGAUACUCAUUGCAAGGAGAAAAGACUUGGAGGAUCAAAGAUGCCUCUUGUCUCCAUCUUCUCCUGA